CAGCUCACUCAGCAUGCCAUUCUGCUGCCCGCAGUCUGCUUUGGUUUCUAGGCAUGCUUCUGUCUCAGGAUCUUUGCACAAUUUGCCUCCCUUCCUAGACUGUUCCAGAUACUCAAACGACCACUUCCCUCUCCUCUAGAUCUCUGUUCAGAUGAACCAAAUGCUUCAGAAUGAAGUGGACCUUGGCCGUGGUGAUGAACAGUGCAGUGAAAAUGCCUCGUGUGAAAGCAGCUCAGGCUGGAAGACAGGGCCCUGCGAAAAGGCGUCUCGCAGAACAGUUUGCAGCUGGGGAGGUCAUGACUGACUUGUCCAAGAAGGAAUGGAAACUAGGACUGCCCAUUGGCCAGGGUGGCUUUGGGUGUAUCUAUCUUGCUGAUACAAAUUCUUCACAAUCAGUUGGCAGUGAUGCACCCUGUGUUGUGAAAGUGGAACCCAGUGACAAUGGACCUCUUUUUACUGAAUUAAAGUUCUACCAACGAGCUGCUAAGCCAGAGCAAAUUCAGAAAUGGAUUCGUGCCCAUAAACUGAAGUACCUGGGUGUUCCUAAGUAUUGGGGGUCUGGUCUACAUGAUAAGAAUGGAAAAAGUUACAGGUUUAUGAUAAUGGAUCGUUUUGGGAGUGACCUUCAGAAAUUAUACGAAGCAAAUGCCAGAAGGUUUUCUCGGAAAACUGUCUUGCAGCUAAGCUUAAGAAUUCUGGAGACCCUGGAGUACAUCCACGAGCACGAGUAUGUGCACGGAGACAUCAAGGCCUCGAACCUCCUCCUGAGCUACAGGAACCCCGACCAGGUGUACUUGGUAGAUUACGGCCUUGCUUAUCGCUACUGUCCAGAUGGAGUUCAUAAGGAAUACAAGGAAGACCCCAAAAGGUGCCAUGACGGGACCCUGGAGUUCACCAGUAUCGACGCGCACAAGGGCGUGGCCCCAUCGAGACGUGGUGAUUUGGAAAUCCUUGGUUACUGCAUGGUCCAGUGGCUUAGUGGCCGUCUUCCUUGGGAGGAUAAUUUGAAAGAUCCUGACUAUGUCAGAGAUUGCAAAAUUAGGUACAGAGAAAAUAUUGCAGGUUUUAUGGACAAAUGUUUUCCUGAUAAAAACAAGCCAGGUGAAAUUGCUAAGUACUUGGAGACAGUGAAGUUACUGGACUAUACUGAGAAGCCUCCCUAUGAGAAUUUACGAGAAAUUCUCCUGCAAGGACUAAAAGCUAUAGGAAGUAAGGAUGAUGGCAAACUGGAGCUCAGUGUUGUAGAGAACGGAGAUCUGAAAGCAAAGCCGGUGUCAAAGAAGAGAAAAAAAGCAACAGAACAAAGUAUGGUGUCCGUUGUUGAAGAGAUGGAGUGCUCCAGCUCGCAGACGGAGGAGCCCGUGCAGACCCGUUCAAAGCUGAGAAGGAGAGUCCAGAAGUGAGCUGGACGCCGAGGACACUGCACCCACAGCCGACCUUUCCUUUUCUGAGUGUGUGGUUUCAUGUGCGUCUUGUGGGAGUGACAGUUAAAUAGUAUUGUCUUUGAAAAACGUAAGCUUUUUUAUGAAAAUAAAUGGCUUUUUGAGAUUUAUUAAAGGCUAAUUUAUGCAA
Molecule: messenger RNA, 1572 nt
Organism: Ochotona princeps (American pika)
Lineage: Eukaryota; Metazoa; Chordata; Mammalia; Lagomorpha; Ochotonidae
Gene: VRK1
Product: VRK serine/threonine kinase 1
Exons: 13
Coding region: 171-1403 (410 amino acids)
Biological process (GO): peptidyl-serine phosphorylation; signal transduction
Cellular component (GO): cytoplasm; nucleus
Molecular function (GO): ATP binding; protein serine/threonine kinase activity
Source: RefSeq, a predicted model, not a curated record